UUAAUUCUGUAUUGUGUGUUUGUAUUUUGCUUCAUACAAAAUGUACGAGUGCUGUGUAUGUAAAAGUUCACGACAGGACGCUAUUUUACAUCAUUUUCCUCGCACUGAGAAAAGACUCAUGAAGUGGUUAAAGUAACUAAAUCGUGAUAAUCUGAAAAAGUUAUCACCAGAAGAACUUUCAAACGUUUUUGUAUGUCAAAAACACUUUGAAAAGAGGUUUAUUACGCCGAAAUUACGUCUCAUAGGCAGUGCAUAUCCAUCUUUGUUUACCGAAGACGAGAUUUCCUCUGGAAUACCAUCACAGGACAAUGCCGAAAACAUGGAUAUUGAUUUGGAGCAUAGUUACUUGCGUAAAAGACACUUUGACCACACAUACUUUCAAAGGGAACCACUAAAAGAAGUAAUUGCCUCUAGCUCCAGUGAGUCUCAGAAUGUGCCUGGCCCAUCGCAAAUUCCACUGCCUAAACAGGACUUAGUUAAUCCUGUAAUCAUUGAACCAGUGAUGAAUGAAGCAUUUCAAGCCUCUGGCUUGGAUACAGUCAGAAUUGCUAAGGAUCCGAAACCUAUGAGAAGACGUUUAAUCACGAAAGUAAAAGAUUUGUCACCAACAUGCAAAAGUAUUUAUAAAGAAUACAAAAAGUCUAAACAGCAGGCCGAUUUUCAUCGAAGAGCUAAGAGAGCCCUUCAGUUUAAUAAGAAAAUGUUGUUCGAAAAAUUAACAAAUAAAAUGAAUCCUUAUGCAAAAAACAACAACAACAUAACAAAUAUUGAGUUGUUUUAUUUAUUUUAUUUUAUCGUAUUAUUUUAUAUAAAUGAACUGGAACCCCUAACCACCUUUUUUUUUUUUUAA
Molecule: messenger RNA, 850 nt
Organism: Hyposmocoma kahamanoa
Lineage: Eukaryota; Metazoa; Arthropoda; Insecta; Lepidoptera; Cosmopterigidae
Exons: 5
Coding region: 320-850 (176 amino acids)
Source: RefSeq, a predicted model, not a curated record